AUGAAGCCACUGAAGAGGGCAAAGGUCGUUUUGAAGACACACAUUCUAGAAGAUGUACGAGGUGGGAUCCAUGUCCAGAGUGAAAUCCAUAUAUCCACCCAAGAAAAGCAUUCAAACCUGGUGGCUGCCUACUGUAUCGGUAUUAGUAGCUUUGCCUCCUCCUUGCUGCUACCAGAGACAGGGCUCCAGGCUGCCACCGGGAGAGGUCUGCAGCCCAGGACAGCGCACGGACUCCAGCGAGCUUCGCCGGUGGGGCUGGGAGGAGGAGCCCCGUGCGGUGCGGCCGCAGAGGGCCAGGCCGCGUCCCCACGGCUGCCGGGGCCGGGCUCGAGCACACGGCGGGGUCUGGCGUUCGCGGAGAUCUACCUGAGAGACAGGGCCCACGGGGCCGGGGUGGAGCACACGGGGGGGGGGUCUGGCGUUCGCGGAGAUCUACCUGAGAGACAGGGCCCACGGGGCCGGGGUGGAGCACACGGGGGGGUCUGGCGUUCGCGGAGAUCUACUGAGAGACAGGGCCCACGGGGCCGGGGUGGAGCACACGGCGGGGUCUGGUGUUCGCGGAGAUCUACCCGAGAGACAGGGCCCACGGGACCGGGGUGGAGCACACGGCGGGGUCUGGCGUUCGCGGAGAUCUACCCGAGAGACAGGGCCCACGGGACCGGGGUGGAGCACACGGCGGGGUCUGGCGUUCGCGGAGAUCUACCCGAGAGACAGGGCCCACGGGACCGGGGUGGAGCACACGGCGGGGUCUGGCGUUCGCGGAGAUCUACCCGAGAGACAGGGCCCACGGGGCCGGGGUGGAGCACACGGCGGGGUCUGGUGUUUGCGGAGAUCUACCCGAGAGACAGGGCCCACGGGGCCGGGGUGGAGCACACGGCGGGGUCUGGCGUUCGUGGAGAUCUACCCGAGAGACAGGGCCCACGGGGCCGGGGUGGAGCACACGGCGGGGUCUGGCGUUCGUGGAGAUCUACCCGAGAGACAGGGCCCACGGGGCCGGGGUGGAGCACACGGCGGGGUCUGGCGUUCGCGGAGAUCUACCCGAGAGACAGGGCCCACGGGGCCGGGGUGGAGCACACGGCGGGGUCUGGCGUUCGCGGAGAUCUACCCGAGAGACAGGGCCCACGGGGCCGGGGUGGAGCACACGGCGGGGUCUGGCGUUCGCGGAGAUCUACCCGAGAGACAGGGCCCACGGGGCCGGGGUGGAGCACACGGCGGGGUCUGGCGUUCGCGGAGAUCUACCCGAGAGACAGGGCCCACGGGGCCGGGGUGGAGCACACGGCGGGGUCUGGCGUUCGCGGAGAUCUACCCGAGAGACAGGGCCCACGGGGCCGGGGUGGAGCACACGGCGGGGUCUGGCGUUCGCGGAGAUCUACCCGAGAGACAGGGCCCACGGGGCCGGGGUGGAGCACACGGCGGGGUCUGGCGUUCGCGGAGAUCUACCCGAGAGACAGGGCCCACGGGGCCGGGGUGGAGCACACGGCGGGGUCUGGCGUUCGUGGAGAUCUACCCGAGAGACAGGGCCCACGGGGCCGGGGUGGAGCACACGGCGGGGUCUGGCGUUCGCGGAGAUCUACCCGAGAGACAGGGCCCACGGGGCCGGGGUGGAGCACACGGCGGGGUCUGGCGUUCGCGGAGAUCUACCCGAGAGACAGGGCCCACGGGGCCGGGGUGGAGCACACGGCGGGGUCUGGCGUUCGCGGAGAUCUACCCGAGAGACAGGGCCCACACAAAGUGUUUCUGAACCAGGAUGCCUUCCGCUUCGGAGCCAAGGGACCUGGGACUCGGGCCGUGGAGGCACUACCGCGAGAGCUUUGUCCUCUUACAGACUUCCCGAGCGGAGUCUUCACACCUGGUCCCGAGGAGACCCCCAGCCCCCGCAAGUCAGGGCCCCGGCCUGUGCCCCCCCAGUCCCCGCAAGUCGGGGUCCCGGCCUGUCCCUCCCCAGCCCCGCAAGUCAGGGCCCCGGCCUGUGCCCCCCCAGCCCCCGCAAGUCGGGGUCCCGGCCUGUGCCCCCCAGGCCCCCCAAGUCAGGGCCCCGGCCUGAGCCCCCCCCAGCCCCCGCAAGUCAGGGCCCCGGCCUGUGCCCCCCCAGCCCCCGCAAGUCGGGGUCCCUGCCUUUGCCCCCACAGCCCCCGCAGUCGGGGUCCCGGCCCGUCCCCGCCGCGGCCACGCAGGUCGGGGUCCCGGCCUGUCCCCGCCGCGGCCACGGAAAGCCCAGGAAGGCGACUCCAGCGCCGUCGGGCGCCCCCUGACCUCCCUCCUCCAGGGGCGGGCGCGGUCCCUCGCCCGGGACCCGAAGAGGGGCGUCGCGCGGCUCCAGCGCCGCCGCAGCGGGCCGCCUCCCGCCAACACCCGGCCGUGCCGGCGCGGGGCAGGGGGCGCCGGGGAACCCCGCUCCCCGCUCGGCCCCGCGCCGCCUCGCCGGCAACCCGCAUGCGCACCGCGCCGCGCGGGGAGCCGAGGGGAGGGGCGGACGCAGAGCCGCGGCCGGCCGCGGGCCCCGGGGUCACCGACGACGCAUGCGCCGGGAGCGCAAUCACGGCCUCGGCUCGCGGCUGCCGGCGUCCGGAAGGAAACCCCGAGCCGCCGCCGCGCGCGCGCUCCCGGUGA
This is a messenger RNA of Lepus europaeus (European hare), 2610 nucleotides long. Its product is annotated as collagen alpha-1(I) chain-like. The record is from RefSeq and is a predicted model, not a curated record. The coding region runs from base 1 to 2610 and encodes 869 amino acids. Lineage: Eukaryota; Metazoa; Chordata; Mammalia; Lagomorpha; Leporidae. The transcript has 2 exons.